This is a messenger RNA of Vitis riparia (riverbank grape), 1123 nucleotides long. Its product is annotated as flavonol synthase/flavanone 3-hydroxylase-like. The coding region runs from base 57 to 1064 and encodes 335 amino acids. The record is from RefSeq and is a predicted model, not a curated record. NCBI's taxonomy places the organism in Eukaryota, Viridiplantae, Streptophyta, Magnoliopsida, Vitales, Vitaceae. Gene Ontology annotation, biological process: response to light stimulus. Gene Ontology annotation, molecular function: flavonol synthase activity. The transcript is spliced from 3 exons.
UGCAUGGGAAUUGGUAAUAAAGGCUACAGCUUGUUGAAACCUGGUGGUAGGCGAUAAUGGACAUGGAGAGGGUGCAAGCCAUUGCCUUUUCCUUCAUGACGGAGGGCCGCAUCCCACCAGAGUUCAUUAGAUCCGAGAAGGAACAACCUGCCAUCACAACCCUUCAUGGGUAUGACCCUCAAAUCCCCACCAUUGAUUUCAGCGACCCAGAUGAGGACAGCCUCACAAGUCUCAUUGCCGAGGCUAGCAGGGAUUGGGGGAUGUUCCAGAUCGUGAACCAUGGCAUUCCCACUCACGUUAUCAACAAUUUGCAGAAAGUUGGUGAGGACUUCUUUGCCCUCCCGCAAGAGGAAAAGGAACUUUACGCCAAGCCUCCCGAUUCCAAGUCUAUUGAAGGCUACGGAACAAGGCUACAAAAAGAAGAGGAAGGAAAAAGAGCUUGGGUUGAUCACCUCUUCCAUAAGAUCUGGCCUCCUUCCGCUAUUAACUACCAGUUCUGGCCCAAAAAUCCUCCUUCUUACAGGGAUGCGAAUGAGGCGUAUGCCAAGUGCCUGCGAGGAGUGGCAGACAAACUGCUUAGUCGAUUGUCGGUAGGGUUAGGGCUGGGAGAGAAGGAGCUUAGGGAGAGUGUAGGUGGAGAUGAAUUGACGUACCUUUUGAAGAUUAAUUAUUACCCACCAUGUCCUCGCCCGGAUCUGGCUCUUGGCGUGGUUGCCCAUACUGAUAUGUCAGCCAUAACCAUCCUUGUUCCGAAUCAUGUUCAGGGGCUUCAACUCUUUAGAGAUGACCAUUGGUUUGAUGUCAAGUAUAUCCCUAAUGCCCUUGUCAUCCACAUCGGCGAUCAGCUGGAGAUUUUGAGCAACGGCAAGUACAAGAGUGUGCUCCACAGAACAACUGUAAAAAAGGAUAUGACCAGAAUGUCAUGGCCGGUGUUCUUGGAGCCGCCGCCUGAGCUGGCUAUAGGUCCUCUUCCAAAGCUCAUCAGCGACGACAAUCCACCAAAAUAUAAGAAGAAGAGGUAUUGUGAUUAUGUAUAUUGUAAGCUUAACAAGAUUCCCCAGUAAAUUAACCCAACCAAGCAUUGUGAUCAAUCUUGUAUAAGGAGAUUCAAUGUUUUAUUUAA